CUGCCAGGUGUCACGCACAACGACGUUCCCCCCCCACGUCGUCGGGACUCCCCCAGAACAGCGGGUCCGUGACGUCAGACAGAUUAGGACAGACCUAACAGGACCCCCCCCCCUCUCUGCUGGCUGGCUGCGGGCUCCGAGGACACGACAGUCUGCGCUCACAGCCACCAGACACACAACUGCACUACUUUGUUGUUGUUUUUGGCGCUUUUCACGUCUCUUUUGGUCGUUCCACCCCGCCGGCGCGAAAUGGCGAAAGAAAACGGCGAGAACAACGACGAAUCCUGGAAGAAGCAUGUCGAUGACAUCAAGAAGAUAUUUGACUUCAAGGAAGUCCUUGGGACCGGUGCAUUUUCAGAAGUGGUGAUGGCUCGAAAGAAGGCCACAGGAAAGAUGGUCGCAAUAAAGUGCAUCCCUAAAAAAGCACUGAAGGGGAAGGAGACCAGCAUCGAAAAUGAGAUUGCUGUGCUCAGGAAGAUAAAGCACAAGAACAUCGUGGCUCUGGAGGACAUCUACGAGAGCUCCAACCACCUAUACCUCAUAAUGCAGCUGGUAUCUGGCGGUGAACUGUUUGAUCGCAUUGUAGAGAAAGGCUUCUACACUGAGAUGGACGCCAGCCGCCUCAUCCGACAGGUGCUGGACGCAGUAAACUAUCUUCACUCUAUGGGCAUAGUACACCGAGACCUCAAGCCUGAGAACCUGUUGUAUUUCAGUCCACACGAUGAGUCAAAAAUCAUGAUAAGUGACUUUGGGCUGUCUAAGAUGGAGGGGACAGGCGACGUGAUGGCCACCGCCUGUGGGACUCCAGGAUAUGUGGCUCCAGAGGUUUUAGCUCAGAAGCCGUACAGCAAAGCUGUGGACUGCUGGUCUAUUGGAGUCAUCGCAUAUAUUUUGCUUUGCGGUUACCCCCCUUUCUAUGAUGAGAAUGAUUCAAAGCUCUUUGAGCAGAUUCUCAAGGCAGACUACGAGUUUGAUGCACCAUAUUGGAAUGACAUAUCAGACUCUGCCAAAGACUUCAUCAGCUGCCUGAUGGAGAAGGAUCCAGAGAAGAGGUUCACAUGUGACCAGGCUCUGCAGCACCCCUGGAUUGCUGGAGACACGGCACUCUGCAAGAACAUACAUGAAUCUGUCAGCCGACAGAUGCGGAAAAACUUUGCUAAAAGCAAAUGGAGGCAAGCCUUUAACGCCACGGUUGUGAUCCGCCACAUGAGGCGUCUGCAGCUGGGUACCAGCUUUGGCGGCAGCAUUCACAGCAACAACUCUGUGUCCAACCCUCAGAGCCGGCCUCCAGCCAAGAGCCAGUCUGUGGACUGUGCCCCUCUCUCCCUGGACUGUCAUCCAAUCCCCCCUUUGCCCUCUCCUGUUAAAAUGUACAAUCCAGACUCCGAUGUCACGUCUCCUGUACGAGAAGAACCAGCCGUGCUGACAGAGGCAUCGCGGCCUCGACCCUCCACUGUCACCGUCAUCCACACAGGACUAAAUGACGCCAGGUUCCGCGGGAGGUGAGCUGGGAGACGACGGAGCUUUGAGAUGGGAUCUAUCAUCCCGCAUCUCAAGAUUUAAUGUUGUUGCCCAGUUUGCUCAUCCCGCUUCCUCCCACACCUUUCUGUCACUACGGGAGGAAUUUUAGGGAGCACUGGCCUGUGACUUUUACCACAGCUCAGAAUGGCGUCCCUAACAUCACUUGCACAAGGAAGCGCAGAGGAUGAGAGGCUUGGAACCGAAAGUUGUUAUGGUGGAAGUCACGUUGACCCUAGAUCCCGGGGCCGCUGGGGGGAAAAGGAGCAGCGUGUCCAGGAAGUGCCACACUAAAAGAACUCUUUGCUGAAGCUGCUGACUGUAACUGACUGGAGUUUGGCGCUCUACUAUACGCCUUGUGUAAAUAUUCUGCCUGGAUCUGUCGAGUGGAGUCCUGUUAUGCAAGUAAAAUGUAAGCUUCAAGCUGUGGUAAAUAAUUGUGACGUCGUCUGAACCGCUCGUCAUUUUAACCGAUCGUGCUAAUUUGCUGUGGUAUUGGCUGCAGUUUCUUGCAGGGUCCUAAUUGUACCAG
Thalassophryne amazonica is the source of this 2050-nucleotide messenger RNA. RefSeq names its product calcium/calmodulin-dependent protein kinase 1Db (gene camk1db). Lineage: Eukaryota; Metazoa; Chordata; Actinopteri; Batrachoidiformes; Batrachoididae. Gene Ontology annotation, cellular component: intracellular anatomical structure; cytoplasm. Gene Ontology annotation, biological process: peptidyl-serine phosphorylation. The coding region runs from base 250 to 1506 and encodes 418 amino acids. The transcript is spliced from 11 exons. Gene Ontology annotation, molecular function: ATP binding; calmodulin binding; calcium/calmodulin-dependent protein kinase activity. The record is from RefSeq and is a predicted model, not a curated record.